UUAGGAACCCGCACUUAAGAGCAACAAUGUCUUCGUGGUUGAUUCAUAAAUACACAGAAAAAAAAUGCCUCACAAAUGUGAUUGGGGUUGUUUUCCGCACACGGGGGCGUCAAAGGCAAGCCAGUGAAUCUGACGUCCCGCCCUCUCAUUCCUCCGGCGUGCUUAACUUUCCACAGGCUGCCGGUCGUGUACUCCAAUCCAGACGACGGUACUGCGCACACCGGCGUGUGUGAGUGGACCCCAAAGCCCCUCGAAAUGGAUUACGAGGCCAAGGUUUUCCCUCACAGUGGCGGAUACGGACGCUACAACAAACUGGUGGUGGCUUUCAGUUGGUUCCCAAGCUUCGCCGUCAUGUUCAACCUGUUCAGCGACGUCUUCUACACGGCCAUCCCGGACGCGUACCACUGCAAACCGGAUCCGCGGCUCCUUCCCUCCGCCUUCCUCCUCACCAAUUUAUCCAAGUCGGCUUACCUGAAGCUGACCGUCCCUUGGGUCAACGGCACCGGCCUGAGCCACUGCGAGCUCUACAAGUACCCUCCGAACUCCUCGGACUUGUCCGAAAGUGUUCCCCGGGAGAAGGUGAGCUGCACGGAGGGCUGGGAAUACGCUCGCCUCUCGGGGCUCCAGAGCAACUUCGUGACGGAGUGGAACCUGGUGUGCGGCGACUACUGGAAAAUUCCCCUCCAGCACAUCUGCUUCAUGACGGGAUGGAUUCUGGGAUACAUCUUCAUCGGAUCAUUAUGCGACUGGCUCGGUCGACGACGAGGAUUUCUCCUGUCCGUCACUCUGUCCAGUGUGCUUGGCAUGGCCGUAUGUCUGUCCAACAGUGCUGUGGUGUUUCUGCUGCUUCGUCUCUCUCAGGGCAUCAUGCUCGCCGGGGUCUUUUUAUCCUCGUACAUAGCAAGGUUGGAGCUGUGUGACCCUCCGCAUCGUCUCAUGGUUGCCAUGAUCGGCGGCUUCUUCGGCAUCUUUGCUGAGCUGCUGUUGCCCGGCGUCGCUGUUCUGUGUCGCGAUUGGCCGGUUUUGCAGGCCGUUACCACGUUACCACUGCUCCUGCUCGUAUCCUAUUGGUGCUGCGCGUCAUUGUUUCCCGAGUCUCCGCGUUGGUUGUUGGCCACGGCGCAGAUCCCCGAAGUGAAGAGGAGCCUCCGGGAAUUCUCCAGCAGGAAUGGCGAGUGUUUACCAGACGAGCUCUUCCCCGGUGAAACCUUGUUGUCAGAGAUUGAUUCGGUAUUCGAUGAAGAGCGCCAGCCAAGAUGUUAUUCCAUUUUAGAGCUGCGACACACUCGGAUUAUUUGGAAGAACUGCCUCAUCCUCAGCUUCACCCUCUUGAUUGGAACAGGCAUCCAGUACUGCUUCACCCGAAACCUGCACGCGUCCUCCACCAACUUCUACUUCAGCUACUUUGUCCGAAUCGCCACGGGAACGCUGGCCUGCAUUUUCAUCUGCUCCACCGUCAAUCAUUUCGGUCGGCGAAGUAUGCUCCUGCUCUCCGCCAUCGUCACCGGACUGUCAUCGCUGCUUCUGCUGGCGCUCACUCAGUACUUGCGAGGAGGCCUGGUGCUGGUGCUUUCCAUUGUGGGUCUGCUGUUUUCUCAAGCUCUCGCCAUGGUCAGCAUCUUCUUCGCCUGCGAGGUGAUGCCUACUGUCGUGCGAGGCGGGUGCCUCGGUCUGGUGCUGGCAGCGGGCUGCGUGGGCAUGGCCGCCUCUUCCCUGAUGGAGCUCCAGAACAACGGGGGCUACUUUCUCCACCACGUCAUCUUUGCCUCUUUCGCCGUCCUCUCCGUGCUGUCCAUCAUGCUCCUGCCCGAGAGCAAGCGCAAGCCCCUGCCCGACUCGCUGAAGGACGGCGAGAACCAGCGCCGGCCUCCGCUCUUCUCGUCUCGGGCGGACAGGGUCAACCUGCCGUUGCUGAGCCCCCGGCCCCAGCUGUCGGAUUACAACCCUGAUAACUACUCGCGCCUGGUCAGCGCCACCAGGAAGAUGCUGAGCAAAGACAGUUUGCCUUACAGGAUCGCAGUGCCGACUCAUCGCCUGCUGUCCGAUAGCGAAGCGCAGGGACAGGAGAGUCUUCAACAAUAACAUACCCCUUGAGUUCUUUUUCACACUUGAAGUCAUCUCUUUGCCCGCUCGGUGUGUAGGAGCCAAUCAUUUCAACGGAAACAACACAACUCCGAGGGUGAAAAAAAACAACAUCUAUUGUAUUUGCCAUGGGUGCUUUGUGUGACGAGGCCAUAGACGCGCUAAGGUUUGUGAGUCAGCAACUGGUUCAUUUGUUCGCGCUUUUAGCUGGGAAGCACCCUUAACCGUGUCAGUGCUGUCGGUCAUGUGAGCUGCAGCACUUUGUCCAUUUAUGAGCAACUCACGCACUUUUCAUUAAGUCUGACAGUGUGACUCACCAGUGUCUCCGUUGCAGCCGAGCUCUGAUUCCCCAAAAGGUCCCUUAAGUUGAACCGAUCUAAUGCGGUUGAAAUCAUGGUGGGAAGCCGGGCACGCUUGCGGCGGUUGUUUGGAAUGGUUGUGUUAUGUUUUUUGGAAUCCGCUAGAGGGCGCCAAACAAUUCGCACUGUUGAAGAAAGUCAGACAUUCUGCAUUGAUUUCUUUAUUGCGCACGUCACGGGUGUAGCUGCCAUCUGAUUGAAUGGUAUUCGAAUUAAAAGCACGUUUGUAUUUCGAAUUGGGACCACGCGCUGUGGCAUUCUGGAAGACGACAUUACAAUUAGGAGUUUUGAUCAUAACUCUUUGGCGAUUCAGGCUCAAAAUUGGACAAUGCAUGCUUCAAACCAGAGAUUUCCACAAUAACGUCGAUUUGUCUGUCUGUGUCUUGUGUUG
Hippocampus zosterae (dwarf seahorse) is the source of this 2832-nucleotide messenger RNA. RefSeq names its product solute carrier family 22 member 31 (gene slc22a31). Gene Ontology annotation, biological process: transmembrane transport. Gene Ontology annotation, cellular component: membrane. The record is from RefSeq and is a predicted model, not a curated record. Bases 256 to 2082 code for a protein of 608 amino acids. NCBI's taxonomy places the organism in Eukaryota, Metazoa, Chordata, Actinopteri, Syngnathiformes, Syngnathidae. Gene Ontology annotation, molecular function: transmembrane transporter activity. The transcript has 9 exons.